Salvelinus fontinalis (brook trout) is the source of this 3086-nucleotide messenger RNA. RefSeq names its product progestin and adipoQ receptor family member IIIb (gene paqr3b). The transcript has 7 exons. Bases 383 to 1327 code for a protein of 314 amino acids. Gene Ontology annotation, molecular function: signaling receptor activity. NCBI's taxonomy places the organism in Eukaryota, Metazoa, Chordata, Actinopteri, Salmoniformes, Salmonidae. The record is from RefSeq and is a predicted model, not a curated record. Gene Ontology annotation, cellular component: membrane.
UGAUCAUAUCCAGAUGGGCAAUAAAAAUAUAUUUCAUUUCUGGGCACAUACUUCUUCAACUGCGGUUCAUGAAAUCGUAUUUUAUUCAAGCAGUUUAUAAAGUACAGAGGGGGGUCCAUGGGCACGUCUGUCGCAGGGCUAUUGUGUAACUUCAGAACGCCGAUUUUUGGUUUCGUUUAUGGACUAGCUAGCAUGAGCUGCUGGGCUAGCCAGCUGCUUAGCAUAGUGUAGUGUGUCAUUGAUUUAGCUAUAGUCUAUGAAUUAAAAGCUUGCUAGAUCACAAAGUAAAGUGUACUGUAGCUAAAUGACACCACGUAGACAUCGAUAGCAUGCAACAAAAGCCUUAAAACGGUGCCAGAACUCUGAAAUCUGAUGGUCCAAAAUGCCUCAAAAACUCAAGUUACACAAGAGUAGUCACUACAUUGAGCUGGGGAGUUACCAGUACUGGCCAGUUCUGGUGCCUCGGGGAAUACGCCUGUACACAUUUGAACAGAUCCCGUUGUUCUUGAAAGAAAACCCUUACAUUACAGAUGGAUACAGAGCACACUUGACAUCAAAACUAUGUUUAAAAAGCAUCUUUGUGCUGUCCAAUGAAACAGUCAACAUAUGGACUCAUCUGUUGGGCUUCCUCCUGUUCUUCCUACUGGGGGUGAAUGACAUGUCUACAGUCCUGCCGGCUUCAGGUGCCAACAGAGAAGACUAUGUCAUCUACUUCAUAGGACUUUUCUGCUUUCAGGUGUGUAUGCUGUGUUCAGUGGGGUAUCACCUCUUUUCCUGCCACCGCUCAGAGAAGACGUGUCACCGCUGGUUGGCGCUGGACUAUGCUGGAAUCUCUGUGGGAAUCCUGGGCUGUUACAUUCCAGGGGUCUUCUAUGCCUUCUACUGCAACAUUUUCUGGAGACAGGUGUACUUGGUGAUUGUUCUAGCGUUGAUAUUGGCCAUAUUCUCGGCUCAGAUCCACCCUCACUACCUCUCUACGGAGUGGCAACACCUGCGGACCGCCAUCUUCUGCUCUGUGGCUGGCUACGGGGUCAUCCCCGCUGUCCACUGGGUCUGGCUCAAUGGAGGCUUUAGCUCCGCUGUCGUCCAGUUGUUCCUCCCUCGUGUGAUUGUGAUGUAUUUGAUAGCUGGAGCUGCGUUCCUCUUCUACAUCUCUAAAAUCCCAGAACGCUGCUUCCCAGGUCAGCUGAACUAUCUGGGAGCCAGCCACCAGGUGUGGCAUGUCCUGGUAGUGUUUAUGUUCUACUGGUGGCACCAGACUGCUGUGUAUAUAAUGAACUUCAGACACAACCAGCCAUGCCCUCCUCUCUACACCAAUAGUGGCUAGCUGGAGCCACACAGACUAGCAUCCAGCCACCAAGCAACCACAGCCUGUACUGUAGCCACUCAAUGCAAUCAAACCAGACUACAGACCGCCAUAUAAGCUUAUUCUACAGAUGCCCAGUCAAGACCCAUAUCCAAGAACACCCAUGAUAGUACUGUUAAACCUUACAGGUGUCUGUAGAAAGCUUGAAACCAUCUCUGGUUUUAAGGUUUGCUAUUGGUGUUAUGCAAUCAUGUCUGCUUUCUGCUGAGACUUCUGUAAUGCCAGGUUAUAAGAGAUGGAAAGACAUGUCAGUCAUAGCCUGGUCGCAGGUCUGGGAAGCAAGAUGGCACAAACAGAUCUGGGACCAGACAGGGUAAGUCACUAGACACACUGUACACAAUACAUAUACCGCUACAGCUGAACAUUUUCUGUGAUUCUCCAAUUAUCUUUUCAUAUUCAAGAUUUUUUUUACCUGAUUUGUAUCUAUUAAUUUGCAUGUAAGCUACUGUUUGAAUGUUACAUGCUGUGAAAUACUUCUCUGCUGUCUUGAGCACAUGGGACCUUACAAAGGGUUAUGUGCAAUCUACCUGCCUGCUAUACUAUGGAAAUGGAACAAAAACAAAAAAGUUAUUUUUGUUUGAGUAGUUUUAUCUGUAUUAAUCAAUACUUGAAUUGUUUGUGUGUUGUAUUAUUGCCUCUGGCACAAACUUCAUUGGGUUCUAUGGUGGGGUUGAGUAGUUAUCUUACUGUAUUUCAUUAAUGGUGGGAUUGAGUAGUUAUCUUACUGUAUUUCAUUAAUGGUGGGGUUGAGUAGUUAUCUUACUGUAUUUCAUUAAUGGUGGGAUUGAGUAGUUAUCUUACUGUAUUUCAUUAAUGGUGGGAUUGAGUAGUUAUCUUACUUUAUUUCAUUAAUGGUGGGAUUGAGUAGUUAUCUUACUGUAUUUCAUUAAUGGUGGGGUUGAGUAGUUAUCUUACUGUAUUUCAUUAAUGGUGGGGCUGAGUAGUUAUCUUACUGUAUUUCAUUAAUGGUGGGGUUACUUUUAGUAUUUGUGGUCAACUGACCGCCUUCCUCUCACAAUCCACUUAAAUCUAAGGGCUGAUUCAAGAACUGUUUAGAGAAAUGUAACCAACUAAACAUAAACCCAAUGAAAUAGAUUGGGAGUAAAUUCCCCUCGCCUUCAUUUGUUAGUGUCCCUUUUGUCACUCACUGGUGUGUGAACAACUGCAUAAGAACAAAAGUCCUAAUGGCCAGUAUUAUCGAUUGUAUGUUAUACACCACAAUAGUGUAGUACACUUGAAUUCAGGUUACGUCAAAUUACUACCCGGUCUCUCUCCAUGCAUAUACUGUACAUCUCCUGCCAUUUUUAUCCAGUUCCCGGUCAUUUAAUUAAAGGAAAUGUAUCCAGCACUGCAAUGACAUUUUGGUCACAGGUUUUUAGAUUGUCUCCAGCUGACAUACUUAGCCUCUAGUCAGAUAAGGAUGCUCAGAACAUAUCACAGCCUGUAAUGACUGGAAACGCAGCAGACUGUUUGUUUGCCUUGUAAAUUCACUUUUGUUUUUAAGUAUGACUUUCAUUAUUUUACUGUGUAAUUACUGUAUUAUUUUACCUGUCUGUCUUGUUUGUUACGUUGUUCAACAUUUGUUUUUAAUUUAUUUUGGCAUGGUUGAUGGACCUUUACUUUUGAAUGCACUGACUAAAGGGGCACAUUAUUUGAAUCUAUCUGUAAUAUGACAUGUUUCUCUUUGCUUACAUCAAUAAAUAAAGAAUGCCUCAAGCAA